CUUGACAGUGUCGUUUACUUGUCAUUAACGUACACGAUCAUAUAUCUUGACAGUGUCGUUUACUUGUCAUUAACGUACACGUUCAUUUAUCUUGACAGUGUUGUUUACGUGUCAUUUAUGUACACGAUCAUAUAUCUUGACACUGUCGUUUACUUGUCAUUAACGUACACGUUCAUUUAUCUUGACAGUGUCGUUUACUUGUCAUUAACGUACACGUUCAUUUAUCUUGACAGUGUUGUUUACGUGUCAUUUAUGUACACGAUCAUAUAUCUUGACACUGUCGUUUACUUGCCAUUAACGUAG
Messenger RNA from Lottia gigantea (owl limpet), 303 nucleotides. RefSeq lists its product as hypothetical. The record is from RefSeq and is a predicted model, not a curated record. NCBI's taxonomy places the organism in Eukaryota, Metazoa, Mollusca, Gastropoda, Lottiidae. The transcript has a single exon. The annotation marks the transcript as partial.